This is a messenger RNA of Klebsormidium nitens, 1227 nucleotides long. The record is from the annotation of a GenBank genome assembly. Lineage: Eukaryota; Viridiplantae; Streptophyta; Klebsormidiophyceae; Klebsormidiales; Klebsormidiaceae.
AUGUUUCUAAGGGUCCUUGGGAAGAAGAAGGAAGGCGCAAACACCAAACCAGCGCCGCUCUUUUCGAUGCGCGCAAACAUGGCGAUAUCUGAAGCAAUCGAAGCACGGCUCUCCCCAGCGGUGACCUCUGACGGCGUUCAAAAGCGCGCGCGCCGCGUCCGUUUCGCGCUCCGCUCCCAGCAUUCCGGCGACCUCGCAGUGGAACCCCGCCCCCGGAACCAGGACAGACCCGCCCCAGUGGUCGCCCGGAACGAAGACCAUCUCAUUCUUGACCUGAAAGACGGGCAGCCUUGCACCAUUUGGACCGUCUUCGUGAUCUGGAGCAUCUUCUUCUUUCCCUACAGCUCGUUCUUCCCGGCCACCAUAGCCGCUGCGCUUUACAUAGCGUACCGCCAGCUGGGCUAUAGCGUAUGGGUCGCUUGCGUCGCUCUGUGCCUCUUCUCACUAUCAGUCCCCCUGUACUACAACCGCGCGUUCCGAGACGUGUACUUCCGGCGCUUACACAUCAAGCUCGCGCACUACGCCAAAUCGAGCAGAGCUGUCAUUCCAGCCAAGAAGUACCCCCCCGGAAAGAAUUACGUUUUUGGGUUACAUCCCCACGGGCGGGUUAUGUACUCAACCCUGCUUCUCAGCCAGCUAAACGACGUUUUCCGGCGGGUGCUUCCGGAUGGGGGGGGUGACGUGUUCGGGGGGGUUGCGGCCACGUUCUUCUACGUUCCCAUAUUUCGAAAUUGGUGCUACAUGUUGGGAGCAUUCUCUGCGACGAAGACCCUGAUGCGAGCGCAACUAGACCGGGGAAACAACGUUGCGGUAACCGUGGGCGGUGUGAAGGAGGUGUGCCUGCCGACGUACGACGACAAAGACGUCUUGUACCUGAAAAAGCGAUUCGGGUUCGUCAAGCUGGCCCUAGAAGCAAAGGCCGGACUAGUCCCAAUCUACUUCUUCAACGAGAACUCGCUAUUCAAGCACGAUCCGCUGUGGUUUCUGAAAUUCUGGGAGGCGGCGAACCGUUACGUCCCCAUCGGUGUGCCUCUGUUCCGCGGGAUCUGGAACCUGCCCUUUCCAUAUCGCCGGGAUCUGCUGAUGGCGUUCGGGGAGCCACUGUUUGCUGAGGACGACGAGAGCGUGGAGGAGUUCCAUGCUCGGUACACGGAAGCGGUCAAGCAGCUGUUUGACAAGUACGUGGGAAUGUCUGCCGAUCCAAAGCACAAGCUGGUAAUCGUGUGA